Molecule: messenger RNA, 1129 nt
Organism: Chilo suppressalis (striped riceborer)
Lineage: Eukaryota; Metazoa; Arthropoda; Insecta; Lepidoptera; Crambidae
Source: the annotation of a GenBank genome assembly
UGUUACUCAUCUUUUGUCAUAUAAGUCAUUGUUUUUAUUUUUUAAAAUAAAAUAAGAUCUUUUCAAUGUCAACAACCAUUUUUUUAUUUUCAUAUUUAACUUGUAAACAUUUUAGUUACUUCCCCACACGGGCGCUCCAUUUCGAGCGAAUAAUCCGCUAUGCCCUACCUCUCUUAAAGCUUAGCGUAUUUCUUUAAUGAUAGGAACUUAUAGCAGAAUAAAAAGAAAACUGCUAUGUUGAUAUAGCUUCGAGCAAGAUGACCUGGGAUGUAACUUUAGACUUCGAAUAUGUUGUGACAAAGAAAGUACCGCCCCGAAUAUGUUUCGGGACUGGUUUGAACCGCGAAGUACUGCCGACUAAAGGGCCUGCGAUGAGCCCUUUCAUGAGACGGCUUGCGGGUGAAACGAGGGCCAACCUUGGGCCCGGCAGAUACGACGGUCAGCGAGACGCUUUCUACGAUUUGACGCAUAGGAAAUACAGCGUAAACGGCUUGGGUGCCAAGGAAGAUCGUUGGAAGAUGCGUCACGAGCAUCAGCCCCCACCACGAGAGCGACCAAAGCAAAAGCCCCCUUCUCAGAAUUGCGCUCCCUUCAAUUCCACUGCCAGUAGGAAGCCACUCUUUGUUGCCAGUGAAUUCCCUGCCCCAUGUGACUACUGUCCUGAGCACAAAAAGCGACAGAUGAAAUUCGCAUACAGUUUCUCCGGAAAGAAGGUGUUGCGGUGUGCUGUUGAGAUAAAAUGCGUGCCCUACAACCUGGACGCGUGUGGUUUUUGUGGUUGCUCAUGUUCUGCCCAGGGAGAUUACUGGCAAUUCGAAAACAGAAUCUUCCUCUGCAGGAAGCAUUACAAUAGGCUCUUCAAACAUUGCCUCUCUAAGUUCCAAGGCGCAAAAUUAGCGGAAUUUAAGUCGGUGAGGGACUGCUUCUUCGCUCAUGCGCAUAACAGCUGCAAGGCCGCACUCAAGAUAAUGAAGAGCGAAGAAAUAGCGAAGAAAUUACGCAAAGAAGCCUAUCUCGAUCUGUAUUUUCCACAACGACGUUUCUGUAACUUUUAAAUUAAUAAACUUUAUUUAAUAUUAGUAAAUAAUUAUUUAAUUUUAUUAUUUUUUUUAAGUACAUAAUGCUGCUG